Messenger RNA from Hippocampus zosterae (dwarf seahorse), 2414 nucleotides. Its product is annotated as sodium-dependent phosphate transport protein 2B-like. The coding region runs from base 43 to 1944 and encodes 633 amino acids. Gene Ontology annotation, molecular function: sodium:phosphate symporter activity. NCBI's taxonomy places the organism in Eukaryota, Metazoa, Chordata, Actinopteri, Syngnathiformes, Syngnathidae. Gene Ontology annotation, biological process: intracellular phosphate ion homeostasis; sodium-dependent phosphate transport. The record is from RefSeq and is a predicted model, not a curated record. Gene Ontology annotation, cellular component: vesicle; apical plasma membrane; brush border. The transcript has 13 exons.
GGAACACAACAUUUGACAAUCUCAGGGCAACAGAGCGGCAGCAUGGAUGCACUCAAGCCACCUGGGCGUGCAAAGGAACACAAUGAAGGAAAUGACUGCAAAAUGCAAAAAGGAACUCCUGCAGACUCGACCCUGGCGCUGGUGGACGAUGCCCGGCCAGAGGAGGAAGACCCUUGGGAUCUACCUGAGCUGAAAGACACGGGGGUGCCAUGGUCAGCUUUGGACACAAAAGGGAAGGUGCUGCGGGUGUUGGUGUCAGUGGUGAAACUGGCUGUGCUGCUCGGCCUCCUCUACAUGUUCAUCUGCUCCCUAGACAUCCUGAGCUCAGCCUUCCAGCUUGUAGGAGGAAAAGCAGCAGGCGACAUUUUCCAGGACAAUGUUGUCUUGUCCAACCCUCUGGCUGGUCUGGUCAUUGGCGUCCUGGUCACGUUACUGGUUCAGAGCUCAUCAACUUCAUCCUCCAUUGUUGUCAGCAUGGUCUCCUCUGGAUUGCUAACAGUCCAGCUAGCUGUUCCGAUCAUCAUGGGCACUAACAUCGGCACCUCGGUCACCAACACAUUGGUUGCCAUGACGCAGGCAGGGGACCGCAGUGUCUUUCGCAGGGCGUUUGCGGGGGCAACGGUGCACGACUUCUUCAACUGGCUGUCGGUUCUGGUGCUGCUGCCUCUAGAGGUCGCCACCGGCUACUUGUACGAGGUCACCAAGCUCAUCAUCGACUCGUUCCAAAUCCAGAGCGGAGAGGCCCCCGACCUGUUGAAUGUCAUUACUGAUGUCCUCACGGAUUCCAUUAUAAAGCUGGACAAGUCUGUCUUAAGCGAAAUAGCCACCGGAGAUCCAACAGCCCGGAAUAAAAGCCUCAUCAAGAAAUGGUGCAAAACUUACACCAACACGAGCACAGUAAAUGUCACCGUUCCUGGUCCAGAGAACUGCACCUCUUCAUCAAUGUGUUGGACUGACGGCAACUACACCUUCACACUCAAGAACAUUUCACAGACGUACAACAUCAAGAAAUGUGAUCACCUUUUCGUCGACGUGAACUUGUCCGACCUGGCUGUGGGUUUGAUCCUUCUGGCUCUCUCUCUGCUGGUGUUGUGCUCCUGCCUGUUGCUUAUAGUCAAGUUGCUCAACUCCAUGCUCAAGGGUCAAGUGGCCAUGAUCAUCAAGAAAAUACUGAACACUGAUUUCCCAUUCCCCUUUGGUUGGGUCACGGGAUAUAUUGCCAUUUUAGUCGGAGCGGGAAUGACGUUCAUCGUGCAAAGCAGCUCUGUUUUUACCUCUGCUAUCACUCCACUUGUUGGUAUUGGCGUCAUCAGCAUACAGAGAGCCUAUCCGUUGUCUCUCGGUUCCAACAUCGGCACCACGACCACAGCCAUCUUGGCCGCCAUGGCCAGUCCAGGAGACACUUUGGGUAACGCCCUGCAGAUUGCCCUCGUACACUUUCUGUUCAACAUCUCUGGCAUUAUUCUGUGGUAUCCGAUUCCAUUCACCCGAUUCCCCAUCCGACUGGCCAAAGCCUUGGGGAACAUCACGGCCUCCUACCGCUGGUUCGCCGCAGUCUACAUCAUCUUCUGCUUCUUCCUGCUGCCGCUCCUCGUCUUCAGUCUGUCACUGGCUGGAUGGCAGGUCCUGGUGGGCGUGGCCUGCCCUCUCGUAGCCUUUCUCAUCAUCAUCGUCGUUAUCAACGUGUUGCAGAAGAGGAAGCCCGAGUGUCUGCCGGCCGCAUUGCGGUCUUGGGACUUCCUCCCUCUUUGGGCGCAUUCUCUGGAACCCUGGGACAAAGUGGUGGGUUUGAUCACCGCCAAAUGUUGCUGCUGCUGCAAAUGUUGCAAAGGUGAUGAGGAUAAAGGGCAAGACAACAAGAAGGGCCAUACAGAAGCCUACGAUAACCCUGCAAUGUAUGCAGACAGGGAAAAUGUGUGCAGUGUGAAAAUGACCAAACUUUGAGUUUCCCCCGACUAGGUACUUGAUUGCACAAGAUUAACUUUAUUAUUUAUGUCCUCCCAAAAUUAUUUAUUGUAAUGUGAGAGCGACGAUGGACCAACUGUGAGCUGAUUCUAGCAAAUGUCUAACUGUAAUGUAAAAAAAAAAAAACAACAGUACAAAUUAUUUUAUUUAAAUUGUAAAUUUCCCCAGUGUGGGACGAAUAAAGGAUAUCUUAUCUUAAAUACCAUAUCGCUGCGCAACUUUAAAUCAUACUUUCAUUUCCAACUGUGUUUCUAUAUUUUCAGCAGCCUUCAUCAUUCGUAUCUUGUAGAGUUUUUCAUUGUGAAGAGAGAAAAACAAUGCAGCGACCUUGCUCACACAUUGUUUCAAAGUGUGAAAAGAUGUUGUAAUAAUAAAAAGUGAUUAUAUUCAAAGAAUAUGUUGUCUGAACUUAGAUGCAUGUCCAUCUAAAUAAACUUUUUCAGCUUGAA